AUGUCCAGUGGGAACCACCUGUUCUUCAGCGAGGACGGCCUUCGCAUGCUGGUCACCAACGACAUGGACCUUUCCAACGCCAGGUACCAUUUGGUGUGUGCCUGUGACUGUGUGUGUGUUGGGCGGGGUUGAGCUAACAUAAUGGUUGAAGUUUUUUAACUGAUAGCUGUGUUACUGAGGCCAUCUAGUGGUGAGUUGAGGUGACAUCAAAUCAAAUCAAAUCAAAUCAAAUUUUAUUGGUCACAUGCGCCGAAUACAACAGGUGCAGACAUUACAGUGAAAUGCUUACUUACAGCCCUUAACCAACAGUGCAUUUAUUUUAAACAAAAAAAGUAAGAAUAAAACAACAACAAAAAAAGUGUUGCGAAAAAAAGAGCAGAAGUAAAAUAAAGUGACAGUAGGGAGGCUAUAUAUACAGGGGGGUACCGUUGCAGAGUCAAUGUGCGGGGGCACCGGCUAGUUGAGGUAGUUGAGGUAAUAUGUACAUGUGGGUAGAGUUAAAGUGACUAUGCAUAAAUACUUAACAGAGUAGCAGCAGCGUAAAAAGGAUGGGGUGGGGGGGCAGUGCAAAUAGUUCGGGUAGCCAUGAUUAGCUGUUCAGGAGUCUUAUGGCUUGGGGGUAGAAGCUGUUGAGAAGUCUUUUGGACAUAGACUUGGCACUCCGGUACCGCUUGCCGUGCGGUAGCAGAGAGAACAGUCUAUGACUAGGGUGGCUGGAGUCUUUGACAAUUUUGAGGGCCUUGAGGGCCUAAUAGAAAACCUUGUCCUCACUUUUCCAGUGGCAUGGUCCUCACAUUGAUAGUAAAAUGUGUAUGUGUGAGCAAAGUAUAACCAUAUGAAUACAGACAAAAAGAGAAUGAAGUGUAUUUUCUAAAGACACUCGUACACACACACACACACACACACAUUUAUAUAUGUAAACAUAUUUAUCGAUGCGCAUUCUAAUUAUAUAUCUUUUUUGUAGGUUUAUUCAGUUCUUCCUGCGUCUGGGCUGUGGUAAGGCCUCCCCAGACCCCCGCUCCCAGCCUGUCCUGCUCCAGUUCUCUGUAGACGGUGGUCUGACCUGGGGCCUGCUGCAGGACUUCCUCUUCUCCAACAGGUUAGCAUAACUCCCACGGUACAUCACCGUACUGUAAAUGUUGUGUUGUGAUGUACUGACAUACUGUAUGAUGCAAAAAUAAUUUACUAACGGAUACAAUAAAUUAUUACCUUCAUCAUAAUUAUCAUCAACUUCCUCUUCACCAACAGCAGUAACCAGGCUCGACUGGUGGCCCUGGAGAUCCCUCUGCGUGCCCGGACCUCCUCCACACGCCUCCGGUGGUGGCAGCCCUCUGAGAACGGACACUUCUAUAGUCCAUGGGUCAUUGACCAGGUGAGACACCUUACCUACAUCUAUCUAUUUGUAUGUUCAUCCAUCAAUUCAUCCAUCCUUCCAUCUGUCCAUUCAUCCAUCUUUAUCAAUAUACAGUAUCACGCACAUGACAUGAACCUAUGUCUCUCUACUCUGCCAGGUGGUGGUGGGUGGUAGUGCCAGUGGCUGGGGUCCUUUAGAAGACGACUUCUCCUCUAUGGACGGUCGUUCCUGGCUGCUCCACCCCGGGGGUACCCGCAUGCCCGUAUGUGGUUCUGACGGGGCGGCCUUCGCUUUCAUAGAGAAGUCCAACACGCGCUACGCUGUCACCACAGACAUCAGCCUGGGACAGGAUGCUUUCAUACAGUUUGACUUCUCAGCUUCGUGCUCUGUCACCAACUCCUGCUACGGUGAGCCACUAGGCUCAGAAAUAUAUAUUUUUGACAGGUUGUCAAUGUAAAUAAUGUUACAUUUAUUUUGGCAAAGUAGUCAGAGAAUAGUUUUAUAAGAUCAUUUGGUAAAUACAGUUGAAGUCGGAAGUUUACAUACACCUUAGCCAAAUACAUUUAAACUCAGUUUUUCACAAUUCCUGACAUUUAAUCCUAGUAAAAAUUCCCUGUUUUAGCUCGGUUAGGAUCACCACUUUAUUUUAAGAACGUGAAAUGUCAGAAUAAUAGUAGAGAUAAUUAUUUAUUUCAGCUUUUAUUUAUUUCAUCACAUUCCCAGUGGGUCAGAAGUAUACAUACACUCAAUUAGUAUUUAGUAGCAUUGCCUAUAAAUUGUUUAACUUAAGUCAAACGUUUCGGGUAGCCUUCCACAAGCUUCCCACAAUAAGUUGGGUGAAUUUUGGCCCAUUCCUCCUGACAGAGCCGGUGUAACUGAGUCAGGUUUGUAGGCCUCCUUGCUCACAAACGCCUUUUCUGUUCUGCCCACAAACGUUCUAUAGGAUUGAGGUCAGGGCUUUGUGAUGGCCACUCCAAUACCUUGACUUUGUUGUCCUUAAGCCAUUUUGCCACAACAAGUAUGCUUGGGGUCAUUGUCCAUUUGGAAGACCCAUUUGCGACCAAGUUUAACUUCCUGACUGAUGUCUUGAGAUGUUGCUUGAAUAUAUCCACAUAAUUUUCCUUCCUCAUGAUGCCAUCUAUUUUGUGAAGUGCACCAGUCCCUCUUGCAGCAAAGCACCCCCACAGCAUGAUGCUGCCACCCCCGUGCCUCACGGUUGGGAUGGUGUUCUUCGGCUUGUAAGUGACCCCCUUUUUCCUCCAAACAUAACGAUGGUAAUUAUGGCCAAACAGUUCUAUUUUUGUUUCAUCAGACCAGAGGACAUUUCUCCAAAAAGGACGAUCUUUGUCCCCAUGUGCAGUUGCAAAUCGUAGUCUGGCUUUUUUAUGGUGGUUUUGGAGCAGUGGCUUCUUCCUUGCUGAACAGCCUUUCAGGUUAUGUCGAUAUAGGACUCAUUUUACUGUGAAUAUCGAUAGUUUUGUACCUGUUUCCUCCAGCAUCUUCACAAGGUCUUUUGCUGUUGUUCUGGGAUUGAUUUGCACCAAAGUACGUUCAUCUCUAGGAGACAGAACGCGUCUCCUUCCUGAGCGGUAUGACGGCUGCGUUGUCCCAUGGUGUUUAUACUUGCGUACUAUUGUUUGUACAGAUGAACGUGGUACCUUCAGGCGUUUGGAAAUUUCUCCCAAGGAUGAACCAGACCUGUGGAGGUCUACAAUUCUUUUUCUGAGGUCUUGGCUGAUUUCUUUUGAUUUUCCCAUGAUGUCAAGCAAAGAGGCACUGAGUUUGAAGGUAGGCCUUGAAAUACAUCCACAGUUACACAUCCAAUUGACUCAAAUGAUGUCAAUUAGCCUAUCAGAAGCUUUUAAAGCCAUGACAUCAUUUUCUGGAAUUUUCCAAGCUGUUUAAAGGCACAGUCAACUUAGUGUAUGUAAACUUCUGACCCACUGGAAUUGUGAUACAGUUAAUUAUAAGUGAAAUAAUCUGUCUCUAUAAACAAUUGUUGGAAAAAUUACUUGUGUCAUGCACAAAGUAGAUGUCCUAACCGACUUGCCAAAACUUUAGUUUGUUAACAUGACAUUUGUGGAGUGGUUGAAAAACGAGUUAUAAUGACUCCAACCUAAGUGUAUGUAAACUUCCGACUUCAACUGCAUGUGAGUAAUCAGGAUUGCUAUUGAUUGCUGUUUUCACUGUUAUUAAUAUGUUCCCUGGCUAUGCUGUCUAGGUUAGUAUGAAUGUACACUAUAUGACCAAAAGUUUGUGGACACCUGCUCGUCAAACAUCUCAUUCCAAAACCAUGGGCAUUAAUAUGGAGUUGGUCCCCCCUUUGCUGCUAUAACAGCCUCUAUUCUUCUGGGAAGGCUUUCCACUAGAUGUUGAAACAUUGCUGCAGGGAUUUGCUUCCAUUCAGCCACAAGAUCAUUAGUGAGGUCGGCACUGAUGUUGGGCGACUAGGCCUGGCUCGCAGUCACCAUUCCAAUUCAUCCCAAAGGUGUUCGAUGGGGUGGAGGUCAGGGCUCUGUCCAGGCCAGUCAAGUUUUUCCACACCGAUCUCGACAAACCAUUUCUAUAGGGACCUAGUUUUGGGCACUGGGCCAUUGCCAUGCUGAAACAGGAAAGGGCCUUCCCCAAACUGUUGCCACAAAGUUGGAAGCACAGAAUCGUCUAGAAUGUCGUUGUACGUUGUAGCGUUAAGAUUUCCCUUUCCUGGAACUAAGGGGCCUAGCCCAAACCAUGAAAAACAGCCCCAGACCAUUAUUCCUCCUCCACCAAACAUUAUAGUUGGCACUAUGCAUUCGCGCAGGUAGCGUUCUCCUGCAAUCCGCCAAACCCAGAUUCAUCAGUCGGACUGCCAGAUUGUGAAGCGUGAUCACUCCAAAGAACUUGUUUCCACUGCUCCAGUGUCCAAUGGCGGCGACGUUGCUUCCAGAGGCAGUUUGGAACUCGGUAGUGAGUGUUGCAACCGAGGACAGACAAUUUUUAAGCACUAUGCGCUUCAGCACUCGUCGGUCCGGUUCUGUGAGUUUGUGUAGCCUACCACUUCGCGGCUGAGCAGUUGUUGCUCCUAGACGUUUCCACUUCACAAUAACAGCACUUACAGUUGACCAGGGUAGCUCUAGCAGGGCAGAAAUGUUACAAACUGACUUGUUGGAAAGGUGGGAUCCUAUGACGGUGCCAUGUUGAAAGUCACUGAGCUCUUCAGUAAGGCCCUUCUACUGCCAAUGUUUGUCUAUGGAGAUUGCAUGGCUGUGUGCUAGAUUUUAUACACCGGUCAGCAACGGGUGUGGCUGAAAUAGCCAUGUGUCAACAUACUUUUGUAUACACUGCAUUCGGAAAGUAUUCAGACCUUAUUCUAAAAUGGAUUACAUUCUUUUUUCCCCUCAUCAAUCUACACACAAUACCCCAUAAUGACGAAGCGAAAACAGGUUUUUAGAAAUGUUUCAAAUGUAUAAAAAUAAACGUAUUUACAUAAGUAUUCAGACCCUUUGCUAUGAGACUCGAAAUUGAGCACAGGUGCAUCCUGUUUCCAUUGAUCAUCCUUAACAUGUUUCUACAACUUGAUUGAAGUCCACCUGUGGUUAAUUCAAUUGAUUGGACAUGAUUUGGAAAGGAUGGAUGGGGAGCGUCGCUUCACAGCUAUUUUCAGGGUUCUCCAGAGAUGUUCGACAGGGUUCAAGACUGGGCUCUGGCUGGGCCACUCAAGGACACUUUCCAAAUGUGAUUUAAUUUGAUUUAUGCAUCUUUCUUUUCCCUUGUCCAUCACAGCCAUUGAGCUAGAGUAUUCUCUGGACCUGGGUCUGCACUGGCAGCCUCUGGUGCGUGACUGUCUCCCAACCAGUCCAGAUUGCACCUCCUACACCCUACAAAGACUGCUGGUGGCAGACACAUACAACAAGUGGGGCCGAGUCACUCUGCCCAUUCCCACCUACGCCAGGUCAGUUACAUGUUGUUUGACUGCCAAACCAAACCGAGGUUGUUAUUCUUCAAAAUCGCUGUAUAAACAUUUAAACAUUUUAACAGCUUUAAAUGUUGGCACAAGUUGUAUUAUGUCAUUAAAAUGCCCUGCUACACACACACUGACACACAUACAGUCAUAUACAACAUUGCUGGUACACAAUAAAACAUGUUUACUGGAAUGCAUGCAAACACUCACACUGUCUCUCGUGUAUCUGCAGGUCUCCAGCCACGCGGUUCCGUUGGUUCCAGCAGGCUCCAUUUGACAAGCAGCAGACCUGGGCUCUGGACAACCUCUACAUCGGAGACGGCUGCUCCGACAUGUGCUCCGGACACGGACGCUGCCAGCAGAGCUCCUGUGUGUGAGUGACUGACAUUUCAAUAACACCUGAAAUACCAUUCUGGGAUUUGACUCUUUCAGAAUGCCAUUCUAGAAUAGUUACAGACAAGCAUGUCAAGUUCCAUAGCAAUGUUGAAGGUGAAGCCCCUUCAUCCGUAACAACAAUGUCACACACAGCAACCUGAGAAACCAUUCAAUAACCUCCUUACCCCUUUCUCUCCCCUCUCCUCUCCCAUGUAGGUGUGACCCAGAGUGGGGAGGCGAGUACUGUGAUGAUCCUUUGGCCCCUUUGCCAUCCCAGCUGAAGGACAGUUUCAGCCGGGCCCCCUCUCUCAGCCACUGGCACCUGGUGACCGGGGGAAAGCUCAGCACUGUGUGUGGGGCCGUGGCAUCUGGGGCUGCACUGCACUUCAGCGGGGUCAGUGCCUAUCAAUCUAUUGAUUCAUUGAUCUAUAUCCGGGUUUGAAUUUAUUACAAUUCAAUUUGGGAAGUGAGCUGACACUACAAUUUAAUAACAGAAAAUUCCUCAUUGAAAAUAAACUGCUAUUUUGGCUUGAAUUUGAUUUUCACUUUAUCACCUGAAUUGAAAUGACUUACAUUUUAAUUUUAAUACAUAAAUUAAAUUGAGCCCAAACCUGGUGUGUCGCUCUCUUCAUCAAUCUGUCUUUCUUAUUAACCUCCAUGUUUUCUCUUGUAUCUGUCUUUCUCUCCAACAGAGUUGUAGUCGUCAGCUGGUCACGGUGGAUCUGAACCUGACAAAUGCAGAGUUCAUCCAGUUCUAUUUUAUGUACGGCUGCAUGAUCCCGCCUAGCAACCGUAACCAGUGCGUACUACUGGAGUUCAGUCUGAAUGGUGGAAUCAACUGGAUCCUGUUGACAGAGAUCUUUUACGACCUGUACAGCAAGCCUGGGUGGGUCUUUUUAUAAAAAAUAGAUACCCUGCACACUUUGUUGAUUACUCCCAGUGCUCCCAAAAGUUUAUGUUCUUACCCAGAGGUCUUCGUCAGGCUUAACACACAUGAAAAAAGUAGGAGUAUUUAUAGACUUACAAGUAAUGAAGUAUAGUAAAAUAGGAUAUACAAUAACUGGGAAUUGGCUUUCACCUGUCCACUUCUUUCACAUCAGAUGUUCCCAAUCCUAACCUGUGUGUCGUGUGUAGAUUUGUCAACGUACUGCUGCCCCCUGCGGCCCGUCAGGAGGGUGUGCGUGUGCGCUGGUGGCAACCGACCCACGAGGGGGCCGACCACAGUGACUGGGCACUGGAUAACGUCCUAAUCGCCGGCUCUGACCUGCGGGCACAGAUCUCUGACACCUUCGGAGGGGUGGCGCUGCCCAACCACGAGAGAGCGCCCGCUGAUGGUACCCCCACGGGCAGGAUAGGCCUGUUGAAUGAGGGAGAGGAGGAGAGCACCUCAGGUAUAUACACAGGGGAUCUGGACGAGACCACAACAUACACCGCCACAGGUACAUACACAACUACAGGUACAUACACCUACAGAUACAUACACAACUACAGAUACAUACACAACUACAGAUACAUACACAACUACAGGUACACACACAACUACAGGUACACACACAACUACAGGUACACACACAACUACAGGUACACACACAACUACAGGUACAUACACAACUACAGAUACAUACACAACUACAGGUACAUACUCAUGUGGGGGAGGGUCUUUCAGUCACACAGGCCCCAAUUCUGACUUGACUUCCCAUGCAUGAUUGUUGAGUGGAGUUUGCGCAUCUCAUAUUAGGUUUCAUGCUAAUAAGCAAUGCCCGCAUCAAAUACAACUGCUUUAGGAAGGAAAAUGUUUUGAAUCUGUAACCUUAUAAGGUCAACUGAAUAAGGUAUUUGAAAAAAUUUAUUUUGUUUGCUGUGAUAGACGCUUCCUUUCUCUCUCUCACCCGCUUCCUUUCUCUUUCCCUUUCUCUGACCCCCCUCCCCCGCUUCCCUCUCUCUCAGUGAGUGACCACUGGCUGUUCAGUGAGGACUGUGCGGUUCAGAGGUUCUGUAGCUCUCCAGACGGAGUCAUGGUGUGUGGUAAUGAUGACGGCAGAGAGGUGUAUGCAGUCACACAUGACAUCGUCCCAGACAAAGGCUGGGUCAUGCAGUUCAAGGUAACAACAAUUGUGUACAAAACAGUGGAAAUGGUUGAGUGUGUGGCCCUGUCCAGAAACAAUCCCUGUUCCUACCCCCUAGACUUGGGGUGUUCAAUUCCAGUCCUGGAGGGCCGAAACACUGCUGGUUUUUGUUUCUACCUGGUUGUUAAUUGCACUCACCUGGUAUCCCAUGUCUGAAUCAGUCCCUGAUUAGGAGAGGAUGAAAGCCAGAAGUGUUUUGGCCCUCCACGACUGACAUUGAACACACCUGCUGCCCACUUCUGAGAUUAACCGCUAGGAGUGUGUGUCUGUCUGUGUGUGUGUGUGUGUGUGUGUGUGUGUGUCUGUGUGUGUGUCUGUGUGUGUGUGUGUGUGUGUGUGUGUGUGUGUGUGUGUGUGUGUGUGUGUGUGUUUAACUAUCUUUGUGGGUACCAGAAGUCCUCACAAGGAUAGUAAACAAGGAACAUUCGGACAAGUGGGGACAUUUUGCCGGUCCCCACGAGGGAAAAUGCUAUUUUAGGUUUAGGGGUUAGGUUUAGGGUUAAGGUUACAAUUAGGGUUAGAAUUAAGGUUAGGGAUUACGGGUUAUGGUUAUGUUUAGGGUUAGGAGUUAGGGUUAGGUAUAGUUUUAGGGUUAGGGGUUUGGGAUUAAGGUUAGGUUUAAGGUUAUGGUUAGGUUAGGUUAAGGGUUAGGGUUAGAGAUAGAUUUAGGGUUAGGGGUUAGGGAAAAUAGGAUUUUGAAUGGGAAUCAGUAAUUUGGUCCCCACAAGGAUAGCAAUACAAAACUGUGUGUGUGUUUUGGUGUGUUCGUGUAUAGUGUGAUCAAAAGUACAGUGUAUGUGCAAGUAACGUUUCUGUCCAUGUGUCUCUACAGAUCGCUGUGGGAUGCAGUGUGCCAGAGCGCCAUGCAGAGCGGCAGGUCCAUGUCCAGUACUCUGUGGACUUCGGUGUGUCCUGGAGGUACCUGGUGCCCCAGUGUCUCCCUGCUGACCCCCGCUGUGGAGGACAGAUCUCCCAGCCCAGUGUCUUCUUCCCUGCCCAGGGUUGGAAGAGGGCCGUCUACCCCCUACCGGACAGCCUGGCAGACUCGUGAGUGACACGCCUGAUACAUACAGUACACACAUGAGCGUCCGUAAGCAAGCAUGCGCACACAAACCCACAUAUACUCAACCUGGCUGGCACACUCUCUCCUGGCUACCUCCAGUGCUUUCACUAGGUUUCAGACAUUCAGACUGUCUCAAGUUACAAUUGAAAGGAGGCUUCCCUAAAAACAGCCUAGGGAAGAUAAUUUAAAAGUCUUGCCUAUCUUAAUCUUUAUGACCAUCCUGUGUGUAUUGUGUGUAGGGUGGUGCAUUUUUUUGGUUCAGCACUCUGAUAUCUAGUGGGCUGUGGAGAACUUCUACAUCGGUUCUAAACCUACAUUAUGUGUUAUGUUCUGCAGGGCGGUGCGUUUCCGGUUCUACCAGCAGCACAGUGAUACCCAGUGGGCUGUGGAGAACUUCUACAUUGGGCCAGCGUGUGACAGCCACUGUGGGGGACAUGGAGACUGUCUGAACCAGCGAUGUCUCUGUGACCCAGGCUUCACUGGACCGAGCUGCUAUGCCAGCACUGCACUCAAGGUAUCAAUCAGUUAAUCAAUCUUCAUUUAUAUAGUACAUUUCAUACAAUGUCAUACAAAGCAUCCCUAUCCGGCUUGAAUGACCAUUUGUUUUGUACACAUGGCAAAAACAAUGCAAUACAAAAUGCAAUUACAUUGCUCUCCACCUAGGGAUUCUGCACCAUGGCGGAUUAUGUGGCUCUGAACGUUUAUGUGUGUCAGGGGGUGUUGGGAAAAGGGCAGAAGCCAAAUGUACAUUCCAAGGACAAUAAAAUAUCUAUUCUAUUUCCCCAGACAUCUCUGAAGGAGCGUUUUGACUGGGAGGGGGCCCCAGGCCCUCAGUGGCAGGUGUUGGAGGGGGGGCAUCCCUGUACUGACUGUGGGGUUCUGGUGGAGGGGACCGCUUUGUACUUUGGAGGAGCAGACGCCAGGCAGGCCGUCACCGCUGACCUCGACCUCAGAGGAGCCAAGUUAGUAUCUCUACUGAUCAAAAGUCUGUCAUUUAGAGAGGAUUUUGUUAUAACAUUCCCUUUCAGUUCCAACUACUACUUUUACAUUAUUAGUCAUUUAGCAGACGCUCUUAUCCAGAGCGACUUACAGUUAGUGAGUGCAUACAUUUUCAUACUGGCCCCCCGUGGGAAUCGAAAUCACAACCCUGGCGUUGCAAACGCCAUGCUCUACCAACUGAGCUACACGGGACUAAGAGAUAUAAGAGAUAUGCAGUUGAAGUCGGAAGUUUACAUACACCUUAGCAAAUACCUUUAAACUCAGUUUUUCACAAUUCCUGACAUUUAAUCCUAUUAAAAAUUCCCUGUCUUAGCUCAGUUAGGAUCACCACUUUAUUUUAAGAAUGUGAAAUGUCAGAAUAAUAGUAGAGAGAAUGAUUUAUUUCAGCUUUUAUUUCUUUCAUCACAUUUCCAGUGGGUCAGAAGUUUACAUACACUCAAUUAGUAUUUGGUAGCAUUGCCUAUAAAUUGUUUAACUUGGGUCAAACGUUUCGGAUUGCCUUCCACAAGCUUCCCACAAUAAGUUGGGUGAAUUUUGGCCCAUUCCUCAUGACAGAGCUGGUGUAUCUGAGUCAGGUUUGUAGGCCUCCUUGCUCGCACACGCUUUUUCAGUUCUGCCCACAAAUGUUCUAUAGGAUUGAGGUCAGUGCUUUGUGAUGGCCACUCCAAUACCUUGACUUUGUUGUCCUUAAGCCAUUUUGCCACAACUUUGAAAGUAUGCUUGGGGUCAAUGUCCAUUUGGAAGACCCAUUUGCGACCAAGCUUUAACUUCCUGACUGAUGUCUUGAGAUGUUGCUUCAAUAUAUCCACAUAAUUUUCCUUCCUCAUGAUGCUAUCUAUUUUGUGAAGUGCACCAGUCCCUUCUGCAGCAAAGCACCACCACAGCAUGAUGCUGCCACCCCCGUGCUUCACGAUUGGGAUGGUGUUCUUCGGCUUGCAAGCAACCCCCUUUUUCCUCCAAACAAUGGUCAUUAUGGCCAAACAGUUCUAUUUUUGUUUCAUCAGACCAGAGGACAUUUCUCUAAAAAGUACAGUCUUUGUCCCCAUGUGCAGUUGCCAACCGUAGUCUGGCUUUUUAUGGUGGUUUUGGAGCAGUGGCUUCUUCCUUGCUGAGCGGCCUUUCAGGUUAUGUCGAUAUAGGACUACACAUUUUUUUCUGAGGUCUUGGCUGAUUUCUUUUGAUUCUCCCAUGAUUUGAAGCAAAGAGGCACUGAGUUUGAAGGUAGGCCUUGAAAUACAUCCACAGGUACACCGCCAAUUGACUGAAAUGAUGUCAAUUAGCCUAUCAGAAGCUUCUAAACCAUGACAUCAUUUUCUCAAAUUUUCCAAGCUGUUUAAAGGCACAGUCAACUUAGUGUAUGUAAACUUCUGACCCACUGGAAUUGUGAUACAUUGAAUUAUAAGUGAAAUAAUCUUUCUGUAAACAAUUGUUUGAAAAAUUACUUGUGUCAUGCACAAAGUAGAUGUCCUAACCGACUUGCCAAAACUAUAGUUUGUUAACAAGAAAUUUGUGGAGUGUUUGAAAAACAAGUUUAAUGACUUCCGACUUCAACUGUAGUUUUUCCCAGAUGUUCGCUGAGAUCACUAUCGCUGUAAAUGCUUCAGAUGUCGUCUCAAGCUGAAAUCCCCUGUAAAAGUAAAUUGCUGUGCACAGGUCAUUUAUCUGUGUUUGAGUCCCAGCCUAAGUAUUCCACUGUUAAUGGCUGUAUGAACUGUGUUUUAUGAUCAGGUUUGUAGAGUACUGGGCCAGGAUAGGGAGUGAAGACAACAUGACCAUGUGCCAUCGCCCUACCUGUCGCAAAGAGGGAGUGCUGCUGGACUACUCCAAAGACGGAGGUAAACUGUCAUAAACUGUACUAAACAGUAGUAAACUGAUGGAAAGUUUAGUUUGUAGUAGAUAGUAGAUAUAAUAUUUACACUGAUGGAAAAUAGAGGAUUGUUUUUCUCCAGAUAUUUCAUUCAUGCCCAACAUCUCCUAUCUCGCUCUCUCUAUCUAGAUCUAGAGAUCAUAGAUCGUCUGCCCCUUCUCUCAGAGUCGGCAUGAGUCGCGGUCUUCAUCUCUCUUCUAGCUAGCUAGUCCUCUCCUCUCUCUCGCUCUCUCUCUUCUCUCUCUCUCUCUCUCUCUCUCUCCUCUCUCUCUCUCUCUCUCUCUCUCUCUCUCUGCCUUCCCCCAGGUGUGUCCUGGACCCUGCUUCAUGAGAUGGACUAUCUGAAGUACGUGUCCGUAAGGCGUGAUUACAUCGUUCUACCAGAGGGGGCGCUAUCUAACGCCACGCGGCUGCGGUGGUGGCAGCCCUUCUCUGUCUCCUCCAAUCUGGCGUCACCUGGGCUGGAGCGUGCUCAGUGGGCUGUAGACAACAUCCUGGUGGGAGGGUCUGACAUCAACCCCUCCACCCUGCUCGACACCUUUGAUGACGGUAAACACAACAUAACAUAACAUAAUAUAGGAUAAAAUAACAUCAACCCCUCCACCCUGCUGGACAUCUUUGAUGAUGGUAGAUCGUUUGUGCUGAAACACCUCUAGCAUGGAAUGGGAGGUGAAAGUGUAAAGAUGAAUCUGGCCUCUGUUUUGUCAUGUUGUUGAUUGUGAAGGUGUCUUAAGCUUGCCAUUUUAGUCCCCUUAUCGCUUUUGAAUAAAAUUCUGAAAUCUUCUGGAUCUCUCUCUCUCUCUCUCUCUCAGAGGGUGUGUCCCAUGAGGAGAGCUGGAGCUUCUAUCCCAACGCGGUGCGUACGGCUGGGUUUUGUGGCAACCCAUCCUUCCACCUCUAUUGGCCCAACAAGAACCAGGACAAAACACACAACAUCCUGGCCACCCGAGAGCUUAUAGUGCAGCCUGGAUACAUCCUACAGUUCAAGGUAUUGUUUAACCACUUAUAGACUGGCUAAAUUCUAUAGUUCAAGGUGAUACCUUUUACUAUUUACAACAUGGCUACAUUUGACAGUUUAAGGUCAUUAACAUAAACGACAAAUAUAGAGGUCCAAGAAUCAAUCCCUGUGGAACACCACAACUUACUUGUGACUCUCUCUGUCUCGCUGUAUGUAGAUUGUUGUGGGCUGUGAGGCAGACAGCUGUGAAGACCAUCAUUCUGUCCUGCUGCAGUACAGGAAGGAUGCCAGGUAGGAGAGAUGUCUUUCUAUGUGCUAACUUACAGUGCCGGACAAAUAUAUUGGCAACCUUCCAUUUUCUUAAAUAAUUCCCUAUUUAUUUUCCAAUUUGUCCAAUGGUAUUUUUGUGUACUUAAGUUUACAAUUUUAAUUUAGAAAAUAAAGACAAAUGGCAUGGACAGAAUUAUUGGCACCCCGGAGCUAAUACUUUUUUGUGCAGCAUUUGGCCAUGAUAACUGCCAACAAAUGCUUAUUGUAGCCAUCAAUGAGCUUGCUGCACCUUUCUACUGGCAAUUUGGCCCACUUUUAAGCAGCAAACUGCUCUAAUUAUUUAAUGAUUAAGGGGUGUCCUCCACCAACUGCUGUUUUCAGCUCUUGCCAUAGAUUAUGGAUAGGAUUCAGAUCUGGACUCUUCACAUGUCACAAGUUUUUUCUUAAACCCUUCCAGGGUGCUUUGAUGUGUGUUUGGGGUUGUUGUUCUGCUGGUAGACCCACAACGUUCAACAGAGCUAGAGUUUUUCAAAUCAAAUAAAACAAUCAAAUAAAAUUAAAAUUAGUAUUCAGACCCCUUGAUUUUUUCCAAAUUUUGUUACGUUACAGCCUUAUUCUAAAAUUGAUUAAAUAAAUAAAAAUCCUCAUCAAUCUACACACAAUACCCCAUAAAGGCAAAGUGAAAACAGGUUUUUAGAAUUUUUUUGCAAAUGUAUUAAAAAUAAAAAACUGAUACCUUAUUUACAUAAGUAUUCAGACCCUUUGCUAUGAGACUCAAAAUUGAGCUCAGGUCCAUCCUGUUUCCAUUGUUCAUCCUUGAGACAUUUCUACAACUUGAUUGGAGUCCACCUGUGGUAAAUUCAAUUGAUUGGGCAUGUGUUGGAGAGGCACACACCUGUCUAUAUAAGGUCCCACAGUUGACAGUGCAUGUCAGAGCAAAAACCAAGCCAUGAGGUCGAAGGAAUUGUCCGUAGAGCUCCGAGACAGGAUUGUGUCGAUACACAGAUCUGGGGAAGGGUACCAAAAAAUGUCUGCAGCAUUGAAGGUACCCAAGAACACAGUGGCCUCCAUUCUUAAAUGAAGAUUGGAACCACCAAGAAUCUUCCUAGAGCUGGCCACCCGGCCAAACUGAGCAAUCGGGGGAGAAGGGCCUUGGUCAGGGAGGUGACCAAGAAUCCAAUGGUCACUCUGACAGAGCUCGAGAGGUCCUCUGUUGAGAUGGGAGAACCUUCCAGAAGGACAACCAUCUCUGCAGCAUUCCACCAAUCAGGCCUUUAUGGUAGAGUGGCCAGACGGAAGCCACUCUUCCGUAAAAGGCACAAGACAGUUUGCCAAAAGGCACCUAAAGGACUCUCAGACCAUGAAAAACAACAUUCUCUGGUCUGUUGAAACCAAGAUUGAACUCUUUGGCCUGAAUGCCAUGCAUCACGUCUGGAGGAAACCUGGAGUCAUCCCUACGGUGAAGCUUAGUGGUGGCAGCAUCAUGCUGUGGGGAUGUUUUUCAGCGGCAGGGACUGGGAGACUAGACAAGAUCGAGGGAAAGAUAAAUAGAGCAAAGUACAGAAAGAACCUUGAUGAAAACCUGCUCCAGAGCGCUCAGGACCUCAGACUGGGGCAAAGGUUCACCUUCCAACAGGACAACGACCCUAAGCACACAGCCAAGACAACGCAGGAGUGGCUUCGGGACAAGUCUCUGAAUGUCCUUUAGUGGCCCGGCCAGAGCCCGGACUUGAACCUGAUUGAAUAUCUCUGAAGAGACCUGAAAAUAGCUGUGCAGCGACACUCCCCUUCCAACCUUACAGAGCUUGAGAAGAUCUGCAGAGAAGAAUGGGAGAACCUCCGCAAAAAUAGGUGUGCCAUGCUUGUAGCGUCAAACCCAAGAAAACUUGAGGCUGUAAUCACUGCCAAAGGUGCUUCAACAAAGACUGAGUAAAGGGUCUGAAUACUUAUGUAAAUUUGAUAUUUCAGUAGUUUUUUUUAUAAAUUUGCAAAAAAAUCUAAAAACCUGUCAUUAUGGGGUAGUCAGUACAGUAGAUUGAUGAGGAGAAAAAAUAUUUUAAUUCAUUUUAGAAUAAAGCUGUAACGUAACAAAAUGUGGAAAAAGGGAAGGGGUCUAAAUACUAUCCGAAUGCACUGUACGUACAUGAAAGCAGGGUAAACUGAUUAGGCAUCAGCAAAGAUAAUAAUAAGUGUAAAAUAAAAAACAGAGUAGCAGCAGCAAAUGAUGAGUGAAAAAGUGUGUGAGAGAACUUCUCAAAAACUCACCUAAACAAGCCUAAAUCCUGGGGAAAAUGUUCUGUGGACCAAUUAAACAAAAUUAGAGUUAUUUGGCAUUACAAAUCAGCUAUGGGGGAGGUUUGAUAAUGCUGUGGGGUUGCUUUGCUGCCUUUGGUACUGGAGGCCUUGAACAUGCGCAAGGCAUCAUGAUAUCAGCAGAUGAUGAGGUUUUUUUGAGUCUAAUGAUCAACUCCGUGUCCAAAAACUGUCUCUCCACUAAACAUUGUGGAUCUUCCAGCAGGACAAUGACCCCAAACACACAUCUAAAAGCACCCAGGAAUGGUUCAUGAAAAGAUCCUGGACUGUUCUGGAGUGGUCAGCAAGAGUCCAGAUCUGAAUCACAUCCAUAAGCUAUGGCGAGAGCUGGAGACAGCCAUUGGUGGAGGGCACCCCUCCAACAUUGAAGGAUUAGAGCAAUUUACAAUACAAUCCUCUUUCUUAUUUCUCUCUCCACCUUCUCUUCUCUCCAGGUCUGACUCAUGGCAGCUGGUCCAGUCAGAGUGUCUUCCCUCCUCUGUGAACAAUGUCGGCUGCUCUCCCUUCAUGUUCCAUGAGUCCACCAUCUACAGUCCUGUCAACAGCUCUACCUGGACCAGAGUCACUGUCCAGCUGCCUGACCACGUCUCCUCAGGGUAGGACUGCUUUUGCAAAUUAGCGUUUUGCCACUCACUAAGCUAGCAAGGUAACAAACUAGCUAAUGAUGUUUGUUGUGGGUAACUAAAUGUGAGCAUUCCAUGCAGGAGCAGAACAGUUCUCUGAAAGGGUAGAGAAGCUUCUGAACCAGCAUUUUAUUUCUGUGUCUGAAGGGUGAUCAAAGCUGUUAUCGAAGAGCUUCUAUAAAGGGAAAUGUCUGUAAAGGGUAUCACACUCAGUUCCCCUCUUUCUUGUCACAGCUCUCUAACUCUUUUUCUCUCACACACACUCACCCUUCUCCUGCAGUGCCACGCAGUUCCGUUGGAUCCAGAAGGAGGGCGCUGGCGAGCGUCACGGUUGGGGGGUGGACCACAUGUACAUUGGGGAGGCGUGCCCAGGGCUGUGUAGUGGUCAUGGUUACUGUACUAGCGGAGUGGUCUGUAUCUGUGACGAGGGACACCAUGGUGGGUCUGACUGAGUACCACACUAACACUAACCAUAGGGGCCAGUACAAUGUUCCCUUUAAGUAAGACUGACAGCUAGCAUUAAUAUUGGUUAAACUUUAUUCUUUAUGCAUUCAAAUGUUAGGAGUGUUCAUACUGUCUUUCAUCUAAAAGGUAUCAGCGCCACACGGUUGGGGUCAAUUCCAUUUCAAUUCAGUCAAUUAUGGAAGUAAACUUAAAUUCCUCAUUUUCUUUUCAAUCAAAUAUAUUAUAAUUUCUAAUGGACCCCAACUCUGCAGCACCACAAUCUAAACUAACCACCCUUCCUUUCUCUCCUCCAUCUCCCAGGUGAUGACUGCUCUCUGUCCAGCAGUGACCUGCCCAGCUCCAUAAAGGAUAACUUUGAGUCAGGCAGCAUGUCAGAGGAGAGCUGGCAACUCAUCCAGGGUGGCGGGGUGGGAAGUGGGUGUGGCCAGCUCUCUCCCCACGCCCACGGUGACUCGCUCUACUUCAACGGCUGUAAGAUGAGGCAGGCUGUCACCAAGCCACUCGACCUGACACGAGCCAGGUAGGGCUGGACAAUGGAUUGUACUGUAUUAGCCUCGCCUCGCCAACUACUAAAGGGACAGUGAGAGAUGCUCAUGAUACAGUACAGUAGAAGAUUAUACAAUACAGUAGCUGUAAAAUGAGGCAGGCGGUCACCAAGCCUCUGGAUCUCACAUGAGACAGCUACUGAACAGCGGCAUCAUGCACCCUAAAAAUCUGAGGGGGCACAUAGUACGUGAGGAUGGCUGGGGGGUGGAGGAUUUUGUAUUUUUCAAACACCUGAAGCAGCUUUUUCCUGCAAUCUAGAGCCAUAAUCAUUAUGCUUCGUUCUAUGUGAAAAAUUUGUUUAUUUUUCUACAUAUCUAAGCAUACCUCUUGAACUGUCUGCAUCCUCCUGAUUAGUGGUUCUUUUUUUAAAGAAACCAAAUAUGCUUCUCUCCAUCUCUGCUAAAAUCUGGGUAAAAGAUUGAAAGGAAUGUGAGUCUUAUUCAGUACAUUUAGUUAUUGCUUGCUUUACUAAAGUCUACCAGCCUUGUCAGCAGGCAUUCCAGCUAAGAUAGUUAGACAAGCUUGCUACUCUAACUUGAUUGAUAGCCUGAAAUGUCUUCUUGGUAGCUAGUUAUGAGGUUGGGAGAUUGGGAACCUAUCUGGGCUAGCUAAAGCCAACUUCAUAAAAUUGCUGUGGCAAGUAGUAUUACAGAUUUUUUUUAAACGUACAGCACAAAUCUGAGGGGGCACAUGCCCCUGUGCCCCCAAUGGCAUGAAACCUAGCCUAUUCUAGCAUAGCCUACCAUAGCAUAGCCUAUUCUAGCUCAUCCUAGCUUAGCAUAGCCCAGCCUAGCUUAUCCUAGCCACGCCCACUACUGAGGCCACUAAGAAGUCAAUAUAGAGUAGGACUAAGAUGGAAAACUUGGAGCCUAAACUUGGUAGGACAAAAAUACCAAGGCAAUCUUACCAUCUCUUAUCUCUCUCUCCCCCCCCCCCCCCCCCCCCCCCCCCCCCCCCCCCACAGUAAGAUCAUGUUCGUCCUGCAGAUAGGUAGUGUGUCCCAGACAGACAGUUGUAACACUGCCCUGGACCAGCCUGACACAGUGGACAGGGCUGUGCUGCUACAAUACACUGUCAAUAAUGGAGUGAGCUGGCACGUGAUCGCCCAGCACCAGCCCAAAGACUUCAUCAAGGCCCAGAGAGUGUCCUACAACAUCCCACUGUGAGUGAACCUAUACACACAGAGAUGUUUUUCCUUCCAAUAAAGCUUGAUUUCAUUUAGAUGUAAAUUGUCUAAACACUCAUUAAUACCAACACACAGGCUCUUUCUCAGUUCAUCCUUCUGUGAUUCCUUAUGUCCUCGCCCCUCAACUUCUUCUUCAAAACACAUUGGAUGAGAACAUCCAAGGGUCCUUCCAUCAGACCUGCUCCUCCAAUGAUUGUUGAGGAGACGAGUACCCAGCUAACAAUUCUUAGGGGAGAGAACGUUUUUGUAAUGUUCCCCGGAGUGUCCAGAUUUCCGUUACUUACGGGAGGGAACAUUCUAUAUAUGUUAGCCAAAACCUCCUGAGAACCUAUUUCGCAUGUUUUGGCGUUAGGAGAAAAUUCCCUAAAUGUCAAACAGAACUUACUCAGAAACGUGGUUGCCAUGUUCUCAGAAUAUACAAUAUUAAUGUUCUAGACACGUUUCAUUGGAACGUUUCAAGAACAUUCCUGUGUCCAGUUUUCUGAGGGUUAGGACAAAAUUCCAUCUACGUCCCAUCAAACCUACACUAUAUAAAUGUUCUAGACACACGUUUCAUGGGAACGUUGCAGCAACAUUUCUGUGUAUCAGUUGUCAGGAAGUCACCUGAUGGUCCCAAAGAAAUGUUGUCAUUACACAUCACGCCUUGUUACUGUUGCCGAGCCCAUCAAGGCCCUGAUUGAUGAACCACUGAUCCAUUCACAGCUCUUUGUAUGUUGGCAAGGUUAGGAACAGUAAUUAUACAGUAAUUAUUAUACAGCAUGUCCUCACUUGGGAUUUGAACUCACAACCUCUUGGUUCACGACAGUACAAUCUUUCUACAAUGGCACAAUGUCUGUGUCAGUUGUCAGUUAUCAGUUAAUCAGACUAUUCUCUCAUCAUUGAUUUUAUUUACUAAUUUCAGCAAUUUUAGGGCUUUCUGUGUAAUGGUCUAAUGUUGGUGAGGCAUUUUACCCAGUUUUAAUGUUACUCCUGAAUCACUAUAAUCCAUACAAUUGUUUUCCUUGAGUGUAAUUUUAACAGACCUGAAAUGUACUUCAAAAUGCAUUUCAAGAAGACGAUGGAGAGAUGCUCAGCUAUAUAGAAUUAAUAAAUACUGAUAAUUUAUGAGAGGUAGUGGAAAUGUGGUCAUCAUUUCUGCUCAACGGGUAAUCCUACAGAUUCCCAUCUUUCAAUGAGCAACUGAUUUUAAUUAUACUGAAAAACAUGUAAAGUGUUGGUCCCAUGUUUCAUGAGCUGAAAUGAAAGAUCCCAGAAAUUAUCCAUAUGCUCAAAAAGCUUUUUUCUCUCCAAUUUUGUGAACAAAUUUGUUUACAUCCCUGUUAGUGAGCAUUUCUCCUUUGCCAAGAUAAUCCAUCCACCUGACAGUUGUGGCAUAUCAAGAAGCUGAUUAAACAGCAUGAUCAUUACACAGGUGCACCUUGUGCUGGGGACAAUAAGAGGCCACUCUAAAAUGUGCAGUUUUGUCACACAACACAAUGCCACUGAUGUCUCAAGUUUUGAGGGAAAGUGCAAUUGGAAUGCUGACUGCAGGAAUGUCCAUCAGAGCUGUUGCCAGAGAAUUUAUUGUUAAUUUCUCUACCAUAAACCGCCUACACCGUCGUUUUAGAUAAUUUGCCAGUACGUCCAACCAGCCUCACAACCGCAGACCACAUGUAACCAUGCCAGCCCAGGACCUCCACAUCUGGCUUCUUCACCUGCGGGGUAGUCUGAGACCAACCACCCGGACAGCUGAUGAAACUGAUGAGGAGUAUUUCUGUCUGUAGUAAAGCCCUUUUGUGGGGAAGAACUCAUUCUGAUUGGCUGGGCCUGGCUCCUAAGUGGAUGGGCCUAUUCCCUCCCAGGCCCACCCAUGGCUGCGCCCCUUCCCAUUCAUGUGAAAUUCAUAGUUGAGGGCCUAAUUAAUUUAUUUCAAUUGUCUGAUUUCCUUAUAUGAACUGUAACUCAGUAAAAUCAUUUAGAUUUUUGCAUGUGGCGUUUAUAUUUUUGUUCAGUAUUGAUCAGUUAGGGAUGUUGUAACUGUUGCCAAAUAAUAGCGUUAACAUAUAUUGCUAAGAAUGUGAGAGUAGGUGGGACUCCCCUAACGGGUCUCGAACCCAGGCCACCAGCACCAAUGACAAACACCCUAACCACUGUCCCAAUAAGGGAUAUCCCAAGGGCAUGUGCUUAUUGGACCAGUAUAGUUAGGCCCUGUCCAGAAAUUACUUCUUAGGUACUUGUGUAUAUCUGAAACAAAUGGAUUAAGUGUUAACAAUAGGGUCAAUGCACUUUGAUGUAUAGUGAGGGAAAAAAGUAUUUGAUCCCCUGCUGAUUUUGUACGUUUGCCCACUGACAAAGAAAUUAUCAGUCUAUAAUUUUAAUGGUAGAUUUAUUUGAACAGUUAGAGACAGAAUAACAACAACAAAAUCCAGAAAAACGCAUGUCAAAAAUGUUAUAAAUUAAUUUGCAUUUUAAUGAAGGAAAUAAGUAUUUGACCCCCUCUCAAUCAGAAAGAUUUCUGGCUCCCAGGUGUCUUUUAUACAGGUAACGAGCUGAGAUUAGGAGCACAAUCUUAAAGGGAGUGCUGCUAAUCUCAGUUUGUCCUCUAGCUCAACUGGCUCAACUGGUAGAGCACGGCGCUUGUAACGCCAAGGUAGUGGGUUCGAUCCCCGGGACCACCCAUACACAAAAAUGUAUGCACGCAUGACUGUAAGUCGCUUUGGAUAAAAGCGUCUGCUAAAUGGCAUAUUAUUAUAAUAUUAUUAUUACCUGUAUAAAAGACACCUGUCCACAGAAGCAAUCAAUCAAUCAGAUUCCAAACUCUCCACCAUGGCCAAGACCAAAGAGCUCUCCAAGGAUGUCAGGGACAAGAUUGUAGACCUACACAGGGCUGGAAUGGGCUACAAGACCAUCGCCAAGAAGCUUGGUGAGAAGGUGACAACAGUUGGUGCGAUUAUUCGCAAAUGGAAGAAACACAAAAGACUGUCAAUCUCCCUCGGCCUGGGGCUCCAUGCAAGAUCUCACCUCGUGGAGUUGCAAUGAUCAUGAGAAUGGUGAGGAAUCAGCCAAGAACUACACGGGAGGAUCUUGUCAAUGAUCUCAAGGCAGCUGGGACCAUAGUCACCAAGAAAACAAUUGGUAACACACUAUGCCGUGAAGGACUGAAAUCCUGCAGCGCCCGCAAGGUCCCCCUGCUCAAGAAAGCACAUAUACAGGGCCGUCUGAAGUUUGCCAAUGAACAUCUGAAUGAUUCAGAGGAGAACUGGGUGAAAGUGCUGUGGUCAGAUGACACCAAAAUGGAGCUCUUUGGCAUCAACUCAACUCGCCGUAUUUGGAGGAGGAGGAAUGCUGCCUAUGACCCCAAGAACACCAUCCCCACCGUCAAACAUGGAAGUGGAAACAUUAUGCUUUGGGGGUGUUUUUCUGCUAAGGGGACAGGACAACUUCACCGCAUCAAAGGGACGAUGGACAGGGCCAUGUACCGUAAAAUCUUGAGUGAGAACCUCCUUCCCUCAGCCAGGGCAUUGAAAAUGGGUCGUGGAUGGGUAUUCCAGCAUGACAAUGGCCCAAAACACAUGGCCAAGGCAGCAAAGGAGUGGCUCAAGAAGAGCACAUUAAGGUCCUGGAGUGGCCUAGCAAGUCUCCAGACCUUAAUCCCAUAGAACAUCUGUGGAGGGAGCUGAAGGUUCGAGUUGCCAAACGUCAGCAUCGAAACCUUAAUGACUUGGAGAAGAUCUGCAAAGAGAAGUGGAACAAAAUCCCUCCUGAGAAGUGUGCAAACCUGGUGGCCAACUACAAGAAACAUCUGACCUCUGUGAUUGCUUACAAGGGUUUUGCCACCAAGUACUAAGUCAUGUUUUGCAGAGGGGUCAAAUACUUAUUUCCCUCAUUAAAAUGCUAAUCAAUUUAUAACAUUUUUGACAUGCGUUUUUCUGUCUCUCACUGUUCAAAUAAACCUACCAUUAAAAUUAUAGACUGAUCAUGUCUUUGUCAGUGGGCAAACGUACAAAAUCAGCAGGGGAUCAAAUACUUUUUUCCCUCACUGUAAAUAUCAGCUCUGUUAAAAGCACAGUCAAGAAAAACAAUUUUAUUGACCAUAGUGAUUCAGGAGUAACAUUAGACGACUAUACAAAAAGCCUUAAAAUUGCUAAAAUAAUCAAUCAAAUCAAUAAAUAGUCAGAUUAACUGUUAACUGACACAGACAUGGUGGCGUAGCAGGAAUAUCAGAAUGCCAUGAACCAAGAGGUUGUGAGUGCAAAUCCCAAGGGAGGACAUGUUGAAUAAUAAUUACUGUAUAAAUGAACAUGCACAAUGUAAUCAUGUACGUUUAAAACACUAAGUUAAAAGCAUUGUUUGUGUGAGUGUCCCUAACCUUGCCCACAAAGAGCUGUGAAUGGAUCAGUAGUUCACCAAUUGGAUCCUUGAUGGGCCACAAUAACAAGGGGUGAUGUACAGUGCAUUCGGAAAGUAUUCAGACCCCUUGACUUUUUCAACAUUUUGUUACGUUACAACCUUAUUCUAAAAUUGAUUAAAUGAUUAUUUUUCCGUCAUCAAUCUACACACAAUACCCCAUAAUGACAAAGCAAAAACCAUUUUUUUCCCUUCUAAAUUGUAUCUUUUUAAAAUAAUGAAAUAUCACAUUUACAAAAGUAUUCAGACCCUUUACUCAGUACUUUGUUGAAGCACCUUUGGCAGCGAUUACAGCCUGGAGUCUUCUUGGGUAUUACGCUACAAGCUUGGCACACCUUUUUUGGGGGGAGUUUCUCCCAUUCUUCUCUGCAGAUCCUCUCAAGCUCUGUCAGGUUGGAUGGGGAGCGUCGCUGCACAGCUAUUUUCAGGUCUCUCCAGAGAUGUUAGAUCGGGUUCAAGUCCGGGCUCUGGCUGGGCCACUCAAUGACAUUCAGAGAAUUGUCCCACAGCCACUCCUGCGUUGUCUUGGCUGUGUGCUUAGGGCUGUUGUCCUGUUGGAAGGUGAACCUUCGCCCCAGUUUGAGGUCCUGAGCACUCUGGAGCAAGUUUUCAUCAAGGAUCUCGCUGUACUUUGCUUCGUUCAUCUUUUCAUCGAUCCUGACUAGUCUCCCAGUCCCUGCCACUGAAGAUUGAUGAGGAAAACGUUUAAUUCAAUCAAUUUUAGAAUAAGGCUGUAACGUAACAAAAUGUGAAAAAAGGGAUGGGGUCUGAAUACUUUCCGAAAUAAAAAAUAAUACAUUUCUUUGGCACCAUCAGGCGACAUCCUGACGACUGAUACACAACAAUGUUAUUGCAACAUUCCCAUGAAACGUGUCUAGAACAUUAAUAUCUUAUAUUCUGAGAACAUGGCAACCAUGUUCUGUGUAUAUUUGAUGGGACGUUGAUGGAAUAUUCUCUGAACCCACAGAAAACUGGACACAUGAAUGUUCAUGCAACGUUCCCAUGAAACAUGUCUAGAACAUUAAUAUCUUAUAUUCUGAUAAUAUGCCAACCAUGUUCUGUGUAUGUUUGGUGGGCCAUUGGUGGAAUAUUCUCCUAACCAUCUGAAAACCGGACACAUGAAUGUUCUUGCAACGUUCCGAUGAAACGUGUCUAGAACAUUCAUAUAUUUUGAGAAGAUGGCAACCAUGUUCUGUGUAUGUUUGGUGGGACGUUGAUGGAAAAUUCUUCUAACCCUUAGAAAACUGGACACAAACGUUCUUGCAAAGUUCCCAUUAAACGUGUCUAGAACAUUAAUAUUGACUUUUCUGAGAACAUGGUAACCACGUUCUGGGUAAUUUAUGUUUGACAUUAAGGGAAUGGUCUCUUGGAAACAGUCCUUGCACGUCACUGGAACAUUCCUAUGAAAAUGUUAGGUAUGACCUAAUAAGACUCUUAAGGGAACGUUCUCUAAAGUUGUGGGAACAUUUGUUUUUAGCUGGGUAGAGAGGACAUGGGUGAUCAAGGAAAGAUUAAUUGAGAACGACCCACACUGAUAGCCCACUCUUAAUCUCUGACCUCUAACUUCCACAGAGAGGCAAGGGUUAAAGGGGUGGAGCUGCGGUGGUGGCAGCCGCGUCACGACGGUGUGGGACAUGACCAGUGGGCGCUGGACCAUGUGGAAGUAGUUCUGUGAGUAUCUCCAACCAUCCUGGUACCCCCUGGUUCCUCAUUCCCCAAAUGGUCCCCCAGACUGUUUUCCAAACCGCCCCGUACUUAGGCUCAAUCUGCCCCUGCAGCUAACUGCCCCAAAAUGCCCCCUCUCUCUUCACACAAACUGACAGACACACCUGCUCCACAGCAAGUAAAAAGCUUACAGUCACACAUACAUGCACACCCACAGUGUGUGCUCAACAGCACGGAAAACUCAGCCACUUAUCCUGAAGCAGGUUUCAGAUGGAUGUUGUGACAAAGGUUAGUGGUUAGUGCAUCAAGCAUCACAUUGACUGUGGUCUCUUUGAACAGUGUGUGAGACCAUAUAAAGCAUACUAAACGCACACACAAUCUACAUCUAGCCUACAUACCAUUUAUAUGACAGAGGCAUAGAGCAUUUCAAAUGCAUUUUGCAUGUUACUGAGGGCUUCACAUUAUAACAUAAGAACAUGGACUCAGGGGUAGACAUAGCAAUGUACAUCCGAGACAUUCCAAUUAGUAUGAUAUGUUGUAUGAUAUGUUACGAAUUAUACACUGAGUGUACAAAACAUUAGGAACACUUUCCUAAUAUUGAGUUGCACCUCCUUUUGCCCUCAGAACAGCCUCAAUUUGUCUGGGCAUGGACUCUACAAGGUGUCGAAAGCUUUCCACAGGGAUGCUGGCUCAUGUUGACUCCAAUGCUUCUCACAGUUGUGUCAAGUUGGCUUGAUGUCCUUUAGGUGGUGGACCAUUCUUGAUACACACAGGAAACUGUUGAGCGUGAAAACCCCAGCAGCGUUGCAGUUCUCGACACACUCAAACCGGUGCACCUGGCACCUACUACCAUACCUCGUUCAAAGGCACUUAAAUCUUUUGUCUUGCCCAUUCACCCUCUGAAUGGCACACAUACACAAUCCAUGUCUCAAUUGUCUCAAGGCUUAAAAAUUCUUUUUUAACCUGUCUCCUCCCCUUCAUCUACACUGAUUGAAGGGGAUUUAACAGGUGACAUCAAUAAGGGAUCAUAGCUUUCACCUGGAUUCAACUGGUCAGUCUAUGUCAUGUUCCUAAUGUUUUGUACACUCAGUGUAAUUCAUGUGAUAUGUUACGAAUUGCAAUUCAAACAAAAGUUAUGAAUUACAAUAUGUUAAGAAUUUGCAAAAUGUAUGAAAUGUUAUGAAUUCCCAUUUGUUGUGGAUAACAUUAGCUAGGUGGUUAGGGUUAAGGUUAGUGUUAGGGUUAGGAGUUAGGGUAAAAGGUGAAGGUUAAGGUUAGAGGAAGGGUUAGCUAAGUAGUUGCAAAGUAACUAAAAAGUAGUAAGUAGUUGCUAAUUAGCUAAAAUUGUCCGUGAUGAGAUUCGAACACGCAACCUUUGGGUUGCUAGACUUUCGCGUUAUACGGCUACCCAUCCACUCCGUCCAACCACCCUACUUUUGUUUUUGCCAUAAGUAACCUUCUGUCUUAUGUAACCAUACCAAACGUAACAUAUCAUACUUAUUUGAGUGUCGGAUUUGCUUUUACUAUGUAACGUCUAGUCUAUGAGACCAGGCUGCAUAAGAUGUUAUUGAAUGUCAUUAAGUGGCCAAUGCAUUGCAAAUGUCCACCAACCAUAGUUAUUUUUAUGUUGUACACUAAGUUGGUCCUGUCAAUGCUGGUGUCAUCAAUUGGCAAACAACAGAUACCCAAUAUAGUACAAAUAUGCAGUAUUUAGGUUUACAGGAUUUCUGUCUUACGUCACAGCAAAGCACACACAUACAGUACACAAUACACACAGUCCUUACAUGAGCUGUCCCUGGUUUCGUGUGGCCUUGACCUGCCCUCCUCCACUCCUCCUCUCUCACUCCCAUGGUUGGUUUUCAACAUUCAACAACAGUGUCUGCUGAACAGAAUAACCGUACGCGAUCCUCACACUUCUCUCUUUUUAUUUCUGUCUCUGUUCCACCACCACCCCUCCUCUCCUCCUUUUCAAUUGUUUCUUUUGUCAUCCGUGCCUCUCCUCCCUGGCCUCACAAACACUAACAUGCGUGACCAUACUACUCCUUUUCCUCCUCCUCCUCGACCUCUUCCUCUUCCUAUGCUUCUUCCUCUGCCUGCGCUUAUGCUCUUCUGCUACCUCAUGUCUUAUCAUGGCUUCCAUCUCCUCCUUCCAAUAUCCCUUUCUUCCCUAUGACUCCCUCUCUUGUUCUCUCUGGUGUAUAAUGGACGGAUUGGUCGGCGCUUUCUCUUUCCCUCCUCCAUUUCCAUCUGUUAUUGUCUCUAUCGCUCUCUCUUUCUCUCUACGUCCUUGGUCUCUUUUGCUUCUCUCUCUCACUCCUUUCUCGUCUCUCUUGCUCUACCUCUCUCUGUAUCCUUUUCUGUAUCGCGAUCUCUCGCGUUCUGUCUCUGACUCUCUGCAUACUUCCUGCUCCCUCUUUCUUUCUCCACCUCCCCCUCCUCUCUGGCCCCCUUCGCCUCCCCAGGCGGCCGGGGUUCCUGCCCCCCCAGACCUUUCUGCGAGCCAGCAGCACCCCUCUCCACCUCCUCCUCCCCUCUCGCGCUCUAACCUCUGCUCUCUUCUGUAUUCUGCUCCCUGUGGCAUGGCUGUAGAGUCAGGUAAGUCUUCCGCCUCUCCCCUCCUGUGACACCCCCCUCACCCUUCAGCUACACCCCUGACCCCCUUUUCUGUCAUCACCUCCUUCACCUUAACCCCCCCCCACCCAACCGAGGCACAGGACACCCACUGUCAUAACCCAGGUGCAGGCUCAGCUACAACCCAGGUACAGACAGAGCUACAGUUCAGACAAUACAGACAAAUUUGAGGAAGCAGGUCUCUCAAAGUGUAAUAAAAUAUAGCUUUUCUGUAGAUCUCAAUUGGUCUGCUUAACAUAUACAGUACAUAAAUCUCAAUGGCAUCACUUUUAUAUGUAUUUGUGUGAUGUGAUGCAUAACUAUAUCAAUGUCUGUUGAGCUAUUGCAGCCAUUGUGUUUUAAGUCUGGCUUUUGUUUAAUGUGGUUACAUGUGUGCAGAUCCUAGACAUGUAGCACAUUCUGAGGAUGACACUGCCACAAACAAGUUACACAGUUCAGGCACUCUAAUAUGGGUACCACACUUACCUCUUCAUUCUAACCUGAAUAUCUAACAUCAUUACAUUAAUUAAACCCAACACACAAACAUGAGUAUGCACGCAUGACUGUAAGUCGCUUUGGAUAAAAGCGUCUGCUAAAUGGUAUAUUAUUAUUAUUAUUAUGAGUCACACUAGAACAUAGAGCAUAAUGGUAUAACUUCAGAUCAUCAGACAUAGCCUACACACCACUAAAGACCUAAAACUCAUCAGCCCCGAUCAUCAUCGUCAUCAGAGUAACCUCCUCCAUCCAAGUCCUUGCAUGGCUUUUUAAAUCCACCGUUGCAAAGCUCCCCCACCCUCCAUGGCUGCCGGUCCAUGGAACACAACAUCCUCUGAGUUUGGAGCUCCUGCCAUACUGUCCCUCGCUUUUGUUAAGGAGAAAAAAAGAGAAAAAACAGAAGCAACUCGCCCCCUUCCCCCUUUCUGACACCCUCCGACCUUCCACCACACCCCUCCACCACACACCUCCCGACUUUCCCCCAGCUUUGCAGAGGCCACUGGCUGCACUUCGGGCUCACUGGCGCCUCCUGCUGGACAGAAGAGGCAAUGACAGGCUAAGCAAGAAGCGCGAUCUUCAGUCACAGCUUCUUUUUGUGUCUAUUUAGCUUCUCUUUCAAUGUACCUCCUCCCUCCCUUCCCCCCCUCCCCUCCCCCCCUCCUCCUCCCUCACUCCCCUGCACCUUUAUUACUUUGGUUUGUUUUUCCAAGUGAUAUGAUGGCUGUUACUCAACAAACUCUGACCUCAAACACUCUCCUUCCUUUGAUCCUUAGAACCAUGGUCAGAGUUAGAAAACCCCAGAACCCCGACCACAUCUGUAGCUAACGUCUGUGACCGUGUCUAUAGCUCUCUAGCUAGUCUUGUGUCCUCUAGUUUUGUGUCGUUCAAUGUCUCGUACUGUUGAACUGUCUGCUUAUGAUACUGCCAUUGAGAACAUGUCAAUACAUACAAUAUUGUUCACCUAUAAGCUGAUGGCCAACAUACACAUUUCAAUACAUACACAUUUCAAUAUUCAAUAAGUAAUGCACAUCUUAAAGAAACAGUCCACCUUCUGCUUAAUCGAGUGUUUGAGGUUAUGGGUGAAACCCAACUGAAAAUGCCAGCAUAGAUCUAGGAGUGUGUGAGCUUGCAUAUGAGAGUGUAUGUGUGUGCAUGUAAGAGGGUGUCUGCAUGAGUGAGUGUGUAGAUACUUUAAAUACCUUUUCCUGGUCACUAAUGGUCUCCGUCCUCUCUUCCUCUCUUCUUCCCACUCUCUCUCUCUCCUCUCUCUCUCACUGUCUUUGUCUCCCUACAGCACUCGUAAACAAAACUACAUGAUGAAUUUUGCCAGACAGACCGGCCUACGCCACUACUACAGCCGGAAGAGGCGGGCACUGCCACAACAGCGUGCCUAACCUCUCAGAACAGGAUUCGUCCUAUGACCUGUCAAUCACACAUAUGACCUACCAACCAACCACAUUCCUUUCUCCUGAUGACAUAUCGCCCUGUCGAGUCCCACCCACCAGCCAAUGGAUUCCAGUCAGCCUUGGACCACACCCCCUCCUUCUCCAACCUUCCAAUCCCCACUCUGCUAGACAUCCCAUCAGUUUACGCUGCCAAUCAGAAGCCUUCCCCACCCCCAUGUGAUGGGAAGGAAGGAGACGUGAAGGAACAAAGGCGACCAUUUUGUUGACCUUCCAUGGACUUUUGGGUUUCUAGUUGUUUUCUAAUCAUUGCUGUACAUGGUUAUUAUGAUAUGAUGAUUCCCUGUUCCAGUUGCGAUACGAUGAUGAUGAUACUACCCCCUGGCUUUCCCCCUGUCACCCCAUCCUACCCACCUCCUAG
Molecule: messenger RNA, 29065 nt
Organism: Coregonus sp. 'balchen'
Lineage: Eukaryota; Metazoa; Chordata; Actinopteri; Salmoniformes; Salmonidae
Source: the annotation of a GenBank genome assembly